CGCUGUAGCAUCAGCAUUAGCAUCACAGGCGCUCUUCCGUACGUGGACAGCGUGAUCCCUAAACCUUCUUAGAGCAACGACAAGCGAACGGCCGCGUUAGGGUCACAGGAGCUCUGCCACAAAUCGGAGGUAUCUGACACUUUUCGUGUGUUGUACGGAAGAAGGAUAGGCGGCGUAAUAGCACCACCAGGGAAAGCAGCGCUCCGACUGCUGUUGCUGGGAAGGGUGGCGCGGCGGCGCUCAUCUGCUGGCGGGCUGGAGCCAUGUUCCGGAAUACUUUCCAGUCGGGCUUCCUGUCUAUCUUGUACAGUAUAGGGUCGAAACCAUUGCAAAUAUGGGACAAGAAGGUGCGCAACGGGCACAUCAAGCGCAUCACGGACCAGGACAUCCAGUCGUCCGUCCUCGAGAUCGUGGGCACGAACGUGUCGACGACGUUCAUCACCUGCCCCGCCGACGCGGGCAAGACCCUCGGGAUCAAGCUCCCCUUCCUGGUGAUGAUCCUCAAGAACCUCAAGAAGUACUUCACGUUCGAGGUGCAGGUGCUCGACGACAAGAACGUGCGCAGGAGAUUCCGCGCCUCCAACUACCAGAGCACGACGCGCGUCAAGCCCUUCAUCUGCACGAUGCCGAUGCGGUUGGAUGAGGGGUGGAACCAGAUCCAGUUCAACCUUAGCGACUUCACGCGCCGAGCGUACGGCACGAAUUACAUCGAGACCCUGCGGGUGCAGAUCCACGCGAACUGCCGCAUCCGCAGGAUUUACUUCUCCGACCGCCUGUACUCGGAGGAGGAACUCCCGCCGGAAUUCAAGCUCUUCCUGCCCAUCACCAAGCAGGAGGGGCAGGGGGCGCAGCAGCCGCUCGCGGCUACGUGA
This is a messenger RNA of Ectocarpus siliculosus, 872 nucleotides long. The record is from the annotation of a GenBank genome assembly. NCBI's taxonomy places the organism in Eukaryota, Phaeophyceae, Ectocarpales, Ectocarpaceae.